UCAGACAAAGGGCCGACCGAUCAUUUAUUAGUACUCUGCUUAUCGGGCCAUUGGCACAGCGCUAGAGCUCCGGAUCUGGAUCGACUUGUUAUUCUCCCCCCGGUCAACGCCUUUGCCUGCUGAGCCUGGGAAUGAUUGAUCCGCUCAUGAUCUACAAGACGAGAAGCAAGCCCAGUUUUGCUCCUAGCUAGCUGCUUUCUCCUCCUCCUCCAAUCUCCAGCAACGAAUGAAGGAGAAGCUGGCAACCAUAUUCAUAUCCAUAAUCCAUAUCUAUAUGCGAGCUAUUGCUUGCUAGAAAGCUUCUUGCUCGCAUACUCGGAAAUGGGCGGAUACGAGUUCCAGAGGGCGGAGCUAGAUGCACUGGAAGGCGUCGUACGCGAUCCAACUGCGGAGCCAAUGAGUCUGACGUUGCCGCUUCUCAGGCACAUAACAAAUGAUUUCUCCCAUGAAUCUCGAAUUGGCCGAGGUGGAUUCGCAGUGGUUUACCUGGGGGUGCUUCCAAGUGGGUUACGUAUUGCUGUUAAGAGGCUUAGCAAUAUUGCUUAUAUGAAUGAAAGUGCAUUUCAAAAUGAAGUGUUUAUCACAAUGAAGGCCACUCACAAGAACACAGUGCGAUUCAUGGGCUACUGUAGUCAAAUACAACGCCAAUUCAUCAAACACCACGGGCGACAUGUUUACGCACAGCUCGUGAAAAGGUUGAUCUUUGUGGAAUAUGCGCCUAAAGGAACCCUUGAUGCACAUAUCGGUGACUAUGGUGAACUUGACUGGAACCAGCGUUAUCAAAUUCUAAAAGGAAUUUGUCAAGAUAUGUUUGAAGAAGAAGAAACGGAACGUAUUGUUGAAAAUAUCGCCGGAACAUUCGGAUAUAUGGCACCGGAGUUUUGUACUAAUAAUAUGGUGUCAUUUAAGGCUGAGAUAUACAGUUUGGGCGUUGUGAUCGGGGAGUUAUUGAUCGGGAAGAAAGGAUGGUUUGAUGAGGAUGUGAGAAAACUAUUUGUACAGCAACUUAAGGGUUUGAGAAAAACAUUGGUAAAAGAAGGAGCGUUUUCAUCAUGGGAAAACAAAUACCACCAAGUUAGAACAUGUAUGGAGAUUGGGCAGGACUGCAUAGACCCCAACCCACAUAAAAGGCCCACUUUGUUGGAGAUUAUCCAGCGGCUUAAUGAAGCGGAAGAUAUGAACUAUUCUGCAGCAUCACUUUGGCAGUCAGGAGACGAGGAAUCCGAUUUAUCGGAUACAGAAGCUUUGGAGACAGAGACAACAUCCGAGUUUCUUCCAAGUGACGAGGAACCCGCCUCUGUGGGCAAGACCGGAGAAACAAGCACACAGGAGCCUGAUAAACCGGACCUAGUAAGUAAGUUGCCAGCAUCGGUGGACCUGUCUGACCUAAAAGUCCUGGAGAAAAUCACAGAUGAUUUCUCACACGAAAGAAUAGUUGGGAAGGACGGUACAUUCAAAGGUUGUCAUAAGGCAUUUGUUUAUAAGGUACACAUAGUUGGUGACAUUCCACGUAGAGAAAUGAUAGCCGUGAAGAGGUUAAUUGGAGUGGAGAUUCCAGUUGAAAAGUUUAAGAGGGAAGCAGAACAGUUCAUUCGUCUCGAUCAUAAGAAUAUAGUAAAGGUUGCCAGCUACUGCCACGACCAGUCUAGAGGACAUAGACUGGUACAGUUCAAAGGAAAACCGCUACCACAACUCUUUAACGGUCCCGAACAACUGCUCUGCUAUGAAUAUAUGCACAACGGAAGCCUUCGCGACUAUCUUAUGGGUCAAGGAUCUCGUGAAAUUGAUUGGCAAAUGCGUUACAAAUUGAUCAAAGGGACUUGCGCAGGCUUAGAUUACCUUCACAAGGGCCGUGCAGGUUGUCCAAUUGUUCAUUUGAAUUUAAGCCCGUCAAAUGUAUUGCUGGACCACAACUACAUACCACGCAUCACAGGGUUCGAUUUUUCGAAGCUCAUUGGUGAAAAGAACACCAAAUCCGUGGUACUUAAGCUGAAUGGACCCAUAGCGUACCUGCCACCGGAUUUCUUCCAUUCAAAGGGUACUGAUCUUAAAUAUCUUGCUACGGUAGAUAUAUACAGCUUGGGUCUUAUGAUUUUAGAAAUCGCAACACAACAAGAGAUCAAAGGCAUCCAUGGAGUGCUUAUUAAGAGUAUAGAGGAAAACUGGAGGGAAGAGUCACAAAUAACACGGCUGUAUACCUCACUAGGGGCGGACGAGCUGCGGCAAGUAAAAAUGUGCAUUGAUAUUGGCCUAGACUGUGUCAAGUCAAACCCUGAAAAGAGACCUACAGCUGGGGCCAUCAUGGACUGGCUUAACAAAGAGAGCAAACCGGUCCCAGUUUCAAGGGCAGGUGCAGGAGUGCUGCCAAGACCUCCGGUCCCUACUAAUAUCAACCAUGCAGGUCGCAUCCAAGAAAAGGAGAAGGCGGGAUUCCUGAAACGACACUUCGGAUGGAAGAAGUAACCACCUGCGCUGGCUUGUAUUCCUGUGAAUAUUAUAGAUGGUUCGACAAAGCUCGUGGUUAACCGAAGGAGGAUAUUUGAGAGCUUUUGUGUUAGAACAUGGCCAUCUUGUGCGUCCGCAGCAGCCGGGGUCAUCAGGAGGGAGUGCUCACUGCAUGGACCAGAUCACGCUCUGUCAGCCAUGGGAGUCGUGCGCACAUAGUGCCACACAUGUAACGUUUAGUUGUGUGAUCUGAACUGUUAUGUGUCGUGUAACCUACCUCAUGUGUGUGUAUGAUAAAGAAAGAACCACAUCAGUGGAAGAGUUAAACCAAUCGUAUGGUAUGACAGGUGAGACGUCACAUAUGUGGAAGCAAAAAAGAGUUGGAGGUAAGGUGGUUUUCGUACA
This is a messenger RNA of Aegilops tauschii subsp. strangulata, 2850 nucleotides long. RefSeq lists its product as uncharacterized. Gene Ontology annotation, biological process: protein phosphorylation. The record is from RefSeq and is a predicted model, not a curated record. NCBI's taxonomy places the organism in Eukaryota, Viridiplantae, Streptophyta, Magnoliopsida, Poales, Poaceae. Gene Ontology annotation, molecular function: protein kinase activity; ATP binding.